Molecule: messenger RNA, 760 nt
Organism: Trichoderma asperellum CBS 433.97
Lineage: Eukaryota; Fungi; Ascomycota; Sordariomycetes; Hypocreales; Hypocreaceae
Source: RefSeq, a predicted model, not a curated record
CAUGAUUUCAUUCACUAUCUUGUUAUAAAAAAUAAAAAGAAAAAUUAGGAAAAAGAGAAAAGAGAAAAUAGGCAGCUUCAAGAACCAGGACCCGACUAUAGCCCGGCCUUCAGUUGGAGUUUUAGUUUGGAACUGCGAAUUUUUCCACAGGAACAGUUGCAUUAUCAUUCUAGCCUUUUCUUCAACGCCGUUUCGACUGCGUAACUUGCCAGACAUGAAACACGUUCACAUUGCCAAGCGUCGGCGGCUUGACGAAAAUGUUGAGCCGUGCAUACGAGACACAGUCAAGAACAGCACCAUGUCCAUAUCGUCCUUGAUCGACCAGAAACCCCAUCAUCACAAUAUCCCACCACCAACGGAGCAUUCGAACUCAUGCGGCUCAGCGCUUCAUACACCUCAACCAACUCAAAAUUUAGCGUCAAGCGAUUCCCCAGCGCCUUUUGGUCUUCUUGAGCAGUCAGGCAGCCAGGUGGCUCAGGCUUCUGAAACGAAAUGUGCUGUUCCUGCACGCCAUUCUAGGCCAUGGGAAAUCUCCAACUCACACAAUUCCUCUCCAGCGCCUAAUUCGUAUACGACUGUCCCAUCGCCAAAUCCAGACUUCUCUUCAGAUGAUGACUUCCUGUCCCUUGAAGAUGAAGGCCAAGAUCCGAAUACACACACCGUAUCACAAGCGAAUACUGAGCAAGGUGUGAUGGUUUGCUUUGGCAUGGUGAGUUAGUAUGAACGACCCUUAUAGAAAUCCCUCUAAGAUGAUCCAUGC